GAAAAUAACAUUACCUCGCUUGACGGGAAACAAUAAUCCUUGGGCCGUUGAGCGAGUGAUGGAAUAAAAAAAAAAAAAAUAGUAGAGAAGUCAUCUCAUCAGUCAUAAUGUAGGGCCCCCAGGUCUCUCUUAUGAAGCGGCCCCUCCUGAGAGUUUUUUGUCUUCAGUCUUCGCCUCUCUGCUGCACGUGAGUCUCUCUCUCUCUCUCUCUCUCUCUCUGUGCUUUCAAACUCACCCUCCCUCUCCCAUUGCCUACAUCUUUCACGAUUCAGAUCUCUUAGCUCAUUCAUGAUUCCUCCCACCUCUACUCACUCUCCUCCAUGCCUCCUCCUUCACUCUCUCCCUUCUUCGCUCUCUGCCUCCUCCUCUCCUUCCUCUCCCAUCUAGCUUCUCCUCACCCUUGCUCUUCCCACCCCCACACUUCCUCUCCCUGCCCUCCUUUCCGUUCAAUCCCUCCUUUUCCUUUCUCUUUCUCACUUGGCUGUGGCCACCCUUCCUUCCAAAUCAACUGCUCUACUCCUCAUUCCCUCAUCUCCAUCAACAACUUCACUUUCUCCGUUCUUCGCUAUAACCCCAAUUCCUCUUCUCUCACCCUCUUGCCUAAUCUCCAACCUACAAGCUCCGCCGCCCCCGCCUACACAAAUUGCUCCACUCCUCACUAUCUUUCCCUUCUCAAUCGCUCUCUUGAUCUCUCUGGCUCGCCUUUCAGAAUCUCCGAUGCUUUCUGUUCCCGCAUCUCUAAUCUCCAAGCUUGCUCGCCUCCCCCUCUCCCAAACUGUAGCCACUGUCCUUGGGAAUGUAGUCUCAUCAAGAACCCGGCUCACGUCCUCCGUGACUGUGGAUCUGUCCAUCAUUCCGUUUCAGACUUGGAGAAUCGCUGCCAGAGUGACGUUUUAGGGUAUCUUGACGACAUACUUGCUCGAGGGAUCGACGUCGAGUGGGAUGAAGCUCAAGAUCCUUACUUUUCAAGCUGCAGAAACUGCAGCGCCACCAAGGGAGUUUGUGGAUUCAAUUCAUCCGACCCGCAUGACCAUUUUAUGUGCAUUCGGCCCGAAUCCGAAUCUAGUUUCACGCCUGCUUGGAUUCAGAGGGUGAAUCCCAAGCGUAACGCAGUUUUGUCCCUUGUAAUCCCCUUAAUGUUGUUGUUUCUUUUUGUUUCUAUCGCUGUUGCAAUUUUCCGCUCGAGGAGAUUCAAGUCAUCGAGGACAGAGGAGGACCCGACAAUCCUUUUUCUUCACAACCAGCGCUCCGCGAGUCUUCUUCCUCCUGUCUUCACCUACGAGGAAUUGGAGGCGGCCACUAAUCGGUUCGACCCGAAACGCAAAAUUGGCGAUGGCGGGUUCGGGUCGGUGUUCCUGGGUCAACUCUACGAUGGCAGAAUCGUCGCCGUGAAAUACCUUCACAAGCACCACGCUGAGGCCGCCGCGGGACGAGCCUUUUCCACCAAGUCUUUCUGCAACGAAAUUUUGAUUCUUUCUUCCAUCGACCACCCGAAUCUAGUCAAGCUUCAUGGGUAUUGCAGUGACCCGAGAGGAUUGCUUCUGGUCUACGACUACGUCACCAACGGAACUCUCGCAGAUCAUCUUCAUGGCCCCAAGAUUUCAUUCCGAAAAGGGUCUCUGACGUGGCAAGUGAGGAUCGAUAUUGCUCUACAAACGGCAUUAGCCAUGGAGUAUCUUCACUGCUCUGUUGUGCCGCCCAUAGUUCAUAGAGACAUCACUUCGUCCAACAUCUUCGUAGAGAAAGACAUGAGGAUUAAAGUUGGAGACUUUGGACUGUCUAGGUUGUUGGUUGUGCAGGAUACGUCAUCGUCGUCAACUGGGUUUGUCUGGACGGGGCCCCAAGGUACACCCGGUUACCUGGAUCCGGAUUACCACCGGUCGUUUCGGUUAACGGAGAAGAGCGACGUAUAUAGCUUCGGAGUGGUGCUGUUGGAGCUGAUUUCCGGGUUAAAGCCAGUGGACCAGAGCAGGGACAAGCGGGAAAUCGCGUUGGCCGAUCUGGUGGUCUCGAGAAUCCAUAUGGGUCAACUGGAUCAAGUAGUGGAUCCGUUUCUGGCGAAGGACGAGGAAGCGAUGGACACCGUCACGGCGGUGGCGGAGCUGGCAUUCCGUUGUGUGGCGGCGGACAAGGACGACCGUCCUGAUUCGAAAGAAGUGGUGGAGGAGCUGAAGCGGGUACGGAUCCGGUCACGGGCGGGGCUCAGAUCGACGUCGAAUUCCCACGCAGGUGCUGAGGUGGCAAAGAACUAUGAAGUGAAGGGCUCUGGAUUGUGAGAUGGAUGGGCCAAAAUAGUGAAAUGCACUGUGGAGUUUGACCAUCUCAGUUCGCCUUUGUCGACUAGUCAAAUGGGCACCACGAGGACGAUAAUUCCACGUUGGACUUACUCGCACGGGGGUUUUGUUUCGUUGGAGGAACGUGUCAGUGACGCCUCCGUACGAGUUUUAAAUUUGCACCAGAGCCUUCUGCAAACUACUUCUGCUGAUGUCAUCUCAGAAUAUUUGAGUAAAAUAUCAAGCACAUUUCUUGUCA
Prosopis cineraria is the source of this 2532-nucleotide messenger RNA. Its product is annotated as LEAF RUST 10 DISEASE-RESISTANCE LOCUS RECEPTOR-LIKE PROTEIN KINASE-like 1.5. The transcript has a single exon. Gene Ontology annotation, molecular function: protein kinase activity; ATP binding. Gene Ontology annotation, biological process: protein phosphorylation. NCBI's taxonomy places the organism in Eukaryota, Viridiplantae, Streptophyta, Magnoliopsida, Fabales, Fabaceae. Bases 321 to 2276 code for a protein of 651 amino acids. The record is from RefSeq and is a predicted model, not a curated record.